AUGGCGGACUCCUCGCAGCUGCAGAAGAGGGGGCCUUUUCGCUCCACGUGGGCGCGAGCCCGCAAGACCCGGCCCCAGCUCAUCCUCAGCCGCCGGCCCCGCCGCCGGCUCCGGAUCCUGCGCUGGUGCGGCCGGAGGCGCCUACGGCGGCGGCUGCUGCAGGCCCAGGAGGCCGGCGCGGACUGGCGGGAGGGCACCUGCCCGGUGUCGCGCGCGGCAGCGGCCCCGAGGCCCAAGACCGCGGCCCCCAGCCCGGCCCCCAGCCCGGCCCCCAGCCCGGCCUCGGACGAGGAAUCUGCCCCGAGUGCCCCCGCGCCCCUCCCCAUCCCCCCGCUGCGGCCGGCCGGUCCGGGCCGCGCGUUGCUGCUGCUGCCGCGGGAUCAGGGUUUCACCUUCAGUGGGAUCUGCCGAGUGACUUGCCUUUAUGGCCAGGUGCAGGUGUUGGGUUUUACCAUGGGCCAAGGCCAGCCUUCCCAAGAUGUCUUCUCCACCUACACCCACUCGCGCCUCACCAUCAACGCAGCUCAUCACUCAGCACCGGAGAAAAGCAAGAAGGAGAUGAAGAGGGAAGCCCGAACCUUGCUCAGGGCUCACCUUAACCGGGAUGACAGAUGUUGGCUGAUGAAGAAUUUCUCUCCUUUGUGUUCCAUCGUGAUGCUGGAACGGCUGAAAACCUCCACCGUAAAUUUCAUAACCAGCCAUCCAGGGUUAUCUUACGUUUUCCUACAAGAGAGUGCCACUUUCCAGAUUAAUGCUGAGUAUUUCGCCUUGAGAUCUGUUGGCAUUAAAAAAGAGAAGAAAAAAAACGGCCUUCGUUUAACCGAGAGUGUCCUUUCAGCCCUGGAAGAGUUAGUUACCGUCUCCUGUGAGGAAGUAGAUGGCUGCCCUGUCAUUCUGGUGUGUGGGGCGCAGGACAUUGGAAAGUCAACAUUUAAUAGAUACCUGAUUAACCAGCUGUUAAAUAGUAUUCCCUGCGUCGACUAUUUGGAAUGUGACCUGGGACAGACAGAAUUUACUCCUCCGGGUUGCAUUUCUUUACUUAAUAUUACGGAACCCGUUCUAGGACCACCUUUCACCCACCAGAGGACACCGCAGAAGAUGGUGUACUUUGGGAAAUCUGCGUGUAAAAACAGCUGUGAGAAUUACAUUGAGACAAUAAAGUACGUGUUCAGCUCCUACAAGAGGGAGUGCCCGCUCAUCGUCAACACCAUGGGCUGGGUGACAGACGAAGGGCUUCUGCUGCUCGUGGACCUGAUCCGACUGCUGUCCCCCAGCCACGUCGUCCAGUUCAGCUCCGUCCGCUGCAGACCCAUGCCCAGCCUCACCGCCGACUACGUGGACAGCCUGGACGGCUUGUACACGAAAAGCAAGUCCAAAGGCAGAAACAGAGGUUUCUUCCUGGCAGAGUUUGCAGAGAAUUUGGAAUUUGGUGACGAGGAAAAGGAGAGUCCAGUUGUAUUUACUGGACAUAAGCUGAUGUGCGUCCAGUCGGACUUUGUGUUUAGAAAAACUCCAAGAAACAGAGACUUGCAUAACCGAAUUCUCCGGGACUUGGCCGUGUUAGGCUACCUUGGCCAGCUGCAGCCCCCGGUGCCGAAACCGCUUCACCCCCUCCAUGGCCUGACACCCUAUCAGGUCCCUUUCAGCGCGGUCGCGCUCCGGGUUAUUCACUCCGACGUCGCGCCCACCCACGUGCUGUACGCUGUAAACGCCAGCUGGGUUGCCCUUUGCAAGAUCCUGGAUGAUGUGAGAGGAUAUGCAAAUGGGCCCAUCCUGCUCGCUCAGACGCCGGUCUGCGACUGCGUGGGGUUCGGGAUUUGUAGAGGUGUUGACAUGGAGAAGAGGCUGUACCACAUCCUCACGCCUGUGCCCCCGGCAGAGCUCCGGAACGUGAACUGUCUGCUGGUCGGAGCCAUUUCCGUGCCUCAGUGUGUCCUCAAGAGCCAGCGUGGGCUCGAGGGGACCGUGCCUUACAUCACGACGGAUUAUAAUCUUAGACUUCCUGGAGCAUCAGGAGAAAUUGGAGCAAGAGAGACGGAGGAAACGGGUAAAGACAGACAGCACCCCAAAACUAAAUUCUAUCGAAAAUCGAAGUGAUGUUUUGAAUCAGGGAAGAAAAGCUUGACUCUGUCUCCAGCCUGCCGUCGGCAGACGGACGGCUCGUGUGGCUGUGGGCAGUGCCUUUCCGUGGCAGUGUCUCCUGCAAAGCUCGUGGAAGUUUAUGGUCAUUAAAGCCCCUUCUUAAAGCGACGUGACCCGGCUUUGCCCUGGGCUGCUGUGCGGUUCAUCAGACAUGAUGUUUUAUCUUCCAAAGGGACGAAGCAGUGGGGGAAAGACUGUACGCCAUUGAAACAAAGAAUACAGUCGAUUCCUCAGAAAGUUCUUCAGGGACCUGGUUGGUGGCAUCUGGAUAAAAAUAGGGACACUGGGGCCACGGGAGUGCACCCAGGAGGAAGGCAGGCUGGCCAGCGGGGUCCAGGUGCAGCAGGA
This is a messenger RNA of Pteronotus mesoamericanus, 2490 nucleotides long. RefSeq names its product nucleolar protein 9 (gene NOL9). The transcript has 12 exons. Bases 1 to 2097 code for a protein of 698 amino acids. Gene Ontology annotation, cellular component: nucleus. The record is from RefSeq and is a predicted model, not a curated record. NCBI's taxonomy places the organism in Eukaryota, Metazoa, Chordata, Mammalia, Chiroptera, Mormoopidae. Gene Ontology annotation, biological process: cleavage in ITS2 between 5.8S rRNA and LSU-rRNA of tricistronic rRNA transcript (SSU-rRNA, 5.8S rRNA, LSU-rRNA). Gene Ontology annotation, molecular function: polynucleotide 5'-hydroxyl-kinase activity.